Molecule: messenger RNA, 1641 nt
Organism: Sparassis crispa
Lineage: Eukaryota; Fungi; Basidiomycota; Agaricomycetes; Polyporales; Sparassidaceae
Exons: 14
Coding region: 1-1641 (546 amino acids)
Molecular function (GO): heme binding; monooxygenase activity; oxidoreductase activity, acting on paired donors, with incorporation or reduction of molecular oxygen
Source: RefSeq, a predicted model, not a curated record
AUGUUUGCCAUUAGUCUGUACGGAUUGGCCCUCUCUCUGGGAGGAGCAACGGCAGCUUUCGCUUUCUGGAAAUUUCUCAAUCUCCUUAUCCUUCCCUACACCUCUUCCUUGCGCUAUCUACCCGGUCCUCCUAGCUCGAGCUGGAUCUAUGGCAAUCUGAAAGAGAUAUUUCAUGCUGACAAUUCUGUCCUCCAUGAAACGUGGUUCGAAAAGUACGGUGCCACCAUCCGAUAUAAAACGCUAUUCAAUAGCGAUCGCCUCUCUACCAUGGAUACGAAGGCGUUGAAUCAUAUUCUCACUCAUCCCUCAAUUUAUCACAAGACAGCAGAAGCUCGUUACAAUCUAGCUAGGGUGCUCGGUAAUGGCCUUGUGGUCGUAGAAGAUGAACAACAUAGGAAGCAGAGAAAGAUCAUGAACCCUGCCUUUGGUUCUGCUCAAGUGCGUGAUCUGACUGAGAUCUUCAUGGCGAAGGCCAAUGAGCUGCGAGAUCUCUGGGCAGCGGAGGUUUCUCAGAGUGCAGACCCAGUUCGACUUGACGUGUCCCUUGGAUUGUCUAGGAUGACUCUGGACGUGAUUGGAAUAGCUGGAUUUGACUACAAAUUCGAUGCUCUGAACCCCAGUGGCGCAGCCAACGAAUUAAAUGAAGCCUUCAAAUCAGCAUUCAGAGCUGUAUCGACCGCCAGCUUCUCUGUCAUACGUAUGUUGCAAGCCAAUUAUUCUGUGUUUCGCAUUUUACCUGACAAAGUAACAAGGAAAGUCGUUACUGCGCGAACCAAGAUGGAGAGAAUCGGUAUGCAGCUGGUGGCGGACAAAAAGAUGGCUGUCGUCGAAGCACUGCAAGGAAAUUCGAAGGGUGGCGAAUUACAGAACCGUGACUUACUGACUCUGCUCAUCAAGGCCAAUAUGUCGCCUAACGUUCCGGAGAGUCAGCGACUCUCUGAUAAUGAGGUUUUAGCUCAGGUGCCAACAUUUUUGGCGGCCGGACAUGAGACGACGAGUAACGCCACUACGUGGUGUCUCUGGGCUCUAGCUCAAGUCCCGAAAAUACAGCAGAAAUUGCGCACAGAGAUCCUCAGCGUCCCCACAGAGAAUCCGACUAUGGAAGAAGUGCAGGCCCUGCCGUAUCUGGAUGCCAUCGUGCGCGAGACGAUGCGACUGCACGCACCGAUUCCUGCUAUUUUCAGGGUGGCGACUCGGGACGACGUCAUUCCUCUGGAGACACCUUUCGUUGACGUUCGAGGACAGACGCACAACUACAUCAGAAUCGACAAAGGGAGUGAUAUAUUCAUCUCCGUUUUGGCUCUCAGCAGGGCAAAAUCGCUGUGGGGCGAAGAUGCCCACGAGUUCAAGCCAGAACGUUGGAUCUCAGGCGUGCCAGACGCCGUAGCCAGCAUCUCGGGCGUAUGGGGUAACACACUCAGCUUCAAUGGGGGCCCCCGCUCCUGCAUUGGUUACCGCUUCGCCAUCGUGGAAAUAAAAUGUCUAAUAUUCGCACUCGUGCGAGCCUUCGAGUUCUCGCUUGCCCUGCCUGUGGAGGAGAUCGUGAAAAGGGCUCUUAUCGUCUCCCGCCCGCUAGUCCGCAGUGAGAUGGAGAAGGGAGCUCAGAUGCCCUUGCUUUUGAAGCCGUAUCGGCCCGCUUAA